CCCCCCCACACACACACAACCACCUAUGGGUUAGUCAUGAUAUAUAAUAAUACACCCUUGAGACUGCAGCAGCAUCUUUUCACACACGGCCAACAGAACCAGAGGCGUGGACAGCUUCACAUCGUUCUCCUCAGAAGAUGGCUGGCCUGUACUGGAUGAUGCUGACCUUCUUCCUGGCUGCUCCAAACAGCUCGGCUGCUCUAGACCUCGCUUGGCUUGCCGAUGUUGUAAGAGCCAUCAAGAACGAGUACGGAACAAAAGGCAUGUUCAGUCUGGCUGUCAGGAUCCCAUACGAUGGGAACCUCAACCAGAUCCUUCAGCAGGUUUUUACCAGUGAUCCUCGGAACAACGUGAGGAAUACGAUCAACAAUAAUGAGGUGUACUCCGGCUAUAGGGUGGUUGCUGCAAAAGUUAAGCAGCCUGAUCAUGCAGAGUCACGGGUCGUGGACCAUUUGGACGAUUUGUUCAGGCAGAGUAAUGAUAACGAUAAGGAUUUGUUGCUUUUCUAUGUUUUUGCCUCCCCAUGUGUCGAAAAAUGUACAAAUAAGUACAAUCCUGGAUGUAUCCUGGAACGUAUUAAAAGCAUCCAACAAUGGAACAAUUAUGCUGUUGUGUUUUCAACAAUAUUCAAACCCAAGAAUGGUUAUUGCAACACGUCCACAGAGCGAAGCACAGCCCUUGAGCUGCUCGGUGGCUCAGUCGGUCUCAACAAUAUAUUCAGAUGUAGUCCGUACAAAUGCACGUGCUGCUCCACUGGGACCGGAGUUGCAGACUCCUGUGUUUCAGAUGACACCAACACAGGCCUCUACUUUUCACGUUGAGAGCACCAUGCUCAAGACAAAGAUGAUGAGUUCUUGGGAUUGCUGUGAUUGAGGUCUGGAAAGGAAACUGAUCCUAGAUCACCCAAACCACAGACCCAGGGCUGAAACAUCUUUUAAAAUAUCAUUUUUUUCAGCUAUACAUUGUGUUUGCUGAAAAGCAGGAACUGCCACUAUACCACACACAGAAAUCUCCAGUUGUCUGUGUCUUGUGGUUUUAAAUUUUUCUCCAUUUUUGAAUCACAGCUCAGAACUGCUCCUGUUUAGAGCCAUGGUCUUAUUUUACAUAUAUCUGUACAGUACAGUGAAGGAAACAUCUCUUCACAUUCCUCCAGACUUGUUAAAAACAUUAAGUGCACAUCAGUCCCAUGAACCUCAUGUUUCUUACUCUCAUUUCUCUCAUUUCCUGUGACUCUAAAGCAUAGUGUAAAGUCUUAUUUCAGAGCUCACAUUUUCCUGAAAGGUCAGUGGUGUCAGCAACUGACUGACAUAUAUCAUUGUACAAAUUUAACUCCAUACAAAAGCCUGAUGCAGAUUAAGAUGCAUUUGUAUUGUAGCACCUAUGUAGCCAUUCUCUUUACCGAACAAUUAUUACAUCUUGUGAAGUUUCUGUCCUGUUGCUUUCAUUAAAUCUUAUUUCAGCAUCCAA
Messenger RNA from Mugil cephalus (flathead mullet), 1467 nucleotides. RefSeq lists its product as uncharacterized. NCBI's taxonomy places the organism in Eukaryota, Metazoa, Chordata, Actinopteri, Mugiliformes, Mugilidae. The coding region runs from base 138 to 821 and encodes 227 amino acids. The record is from RefSeq and is a predicted model, not a curated record. The transcript has 3 exons.